AACCACAAGUCCGCUGAAUGUGUUAUUACAGGACAUCUCUGCCCGGAAGAACAUCUCUGAGUCUGAAGGCUGGGCAGGGACGCUCUACAUUUAUUUGUGACUCUUUAAGUACUGGAACAUGAAUGUGGAAGUGUAAAGAGUGUGCUGCAGAAGAGACUACAAGAUAUCAGUUAUUGAAGCACUACAGGUUAAAACAUGGCCGUUUUGGCCGCAGACACCCUUAUCCAUGCACAUAUUCAAAUUGUCCAUGCACCUUUAAAACUUGGAAUGCACUUGGAAGUCACCUGUGUAGAUCACACAUUGAUCAGACAUCUCAAAGAUCAGUAGAUUGCACAACAUUUAACUGCCAUCAUUGUUCACGUAGUGACAUUGCCUCAUUGAGAGAACUUUUUACUCAUGUUAACAGCCAUCUGAAGAGACAUGAAACCAUUUGUUGUGUGUUUAAUGAUUGUUCCUGUCAGACAGAUAUUUAUGGAACAUAUCAAACUCACAAGAACAGAAAGCACAAGACAUAUACACUAAACGAUUUCAAAGCUGGAAUUGUGAAAAAUGUCUCUGCAGAUUCACUGAAUUGUACUUUGGGAGAUACAUGUUUGACAGAAAGUGAUGAGUUUCUUGAUGAUGCCGAACUUGAAGAUGGUGCACUGGUGCCAGAAAAAGAGGACUUGCUAAAAGUUAUAGAACAGAAAUUAACAUUUGUUUUAUUAAAAUUGGAAAAGUGUUUCCAUGUACCAAGCUCUGCUGUUGAUGAGCUGCUAAAGGAGUUGCAGCUUUUGAUUAGUUCUGCCCUGGUGCCUGUAACUAACAACAUUCUUGCUCAUUUCUUCAAUAACCAUAACCUGCAAGUUGACCAGUUGCUCAUCAAAGAGUUGGGCUGUGCACUUGGUUCAUCUAACCCUCUGUCAAAAGCUUUAGGAAAGGAUGGACCAUUAGCCACAGCUUUUAAGCGAAAGCAAUAUUACAAAGAUCAUUUCAACAUGGUUGAUCCGGUUCAGUAUAUACUUGAUGCAAAGGCUAAAAGAAGUUUUCAGUAUGUUCCUUUGCUAAAGUUUUGACAUCAGCUACUUAAUCAAAAGGAUGUGCUCAGCAAGGUUGUUGAACAGAGGAGACAGCAACAGAUAGUGAAUGACCACCUACAUUAUAGAUUUUUUGAAGAUGGCCAGUACUUCAAGAAUAAUGAUUUUCUGUCAGGGGAGGAAUUAAGAAUCUCUGUCUGUCUAUACGUAGAUGAUUUUGAAGUUUGUAACCCCCUCGGUACUUCACGUAAAACACACAAACUUUGUGCUGUCUGUUGGAUUUUGGGAAAUGUGCCUCUUGGCAGCCACUCCUCUUUGGCCUCAAUAUGCCUAGCUCUUUUGUGUAAAAGCCAUGAUGUGAAGACUUACAGCUAUCACAAAAUAUUUGAGCCGCUACUCCGAGACCUUGUUACUCUGGAGCAGCAGGGUGUUUUUGUCUCACAACUGGGUAUAUUUGUGAUUCUAGACUUGAAAGAUAUUACAGAGCUUGUUGCUGCACCUGUACACUGUGAGGAGUCUGUGGCAUAUUUAGAGUGUAAAAUCUCGGCCUUUGAAGUGACACACGUCUCGACAAUUCCAGUAGAUGUCAUGAAAGAGGACAUAGCACUUCACCUAACUCAGAAACACCCAGAUCUCACAACAGUUACCCUGGCACAGAGUGUCUCUAGUAAUGGCAUAGAAUAUGGAAAUGGAAUGAUUAUUGUGCAUGGAUCAGUAAGUGGACUGCCUGAAUUUGCAGAGGUACUCCAAAUGUGUAUAUUGGAAAACACAUUGAUCUUCAUAUGCAGAAAAUGACCUUCAUGGUACAGAGAGCACUACAGAGCUUUUGAGCUCCAGUCAUCUUCAGCAAGAGAGAUCGUGUUGGCUGAGUUAAAUGAACUGACUGACAACUAUCCCCGGGUUGAUUCCAAGUGUGGGACUCUCCCAAUGGUUACCCUUAAAAGAUACAUACACACGUCUGGUAAUUAUUCUUCAUUUUUAUUUCAGUUUCACUGAAUGUUAUUAUGGGAAUGAGGGUAAAAUAAGACAUAGAAUUCUAACUAUUAAGAGAGAGCUGAACUGAUUUUACACACGGAAGUGAGUCCCAGUCUUUUGUGGCUCGGGGGGGAAGUGAUGUCACUUGAGCCUGCAUCUGCUGGGACAGAAGACUACAAGUUUGAAAAUUAAACAUAUCUUGGGGGUGGAGUUAAAAAGAAGUGCACCUAGCUAAAGAAAAAGAAAAAAGAACAAGACCUCUGUUUUCCCCACUCCUCAUCUCUGCUGGAGGCUACACUGGCUGCUGCUGGCACACCACACAAUCUGUACUGUCAAGUGAAUGAAGUCCAGUUGCAUUUUGGGUAAUGUAGGCACUAGGUUGACUGCCCAUUGUGAGUCUGAUGUUAUUUUCUUAAAGGAACACCUGCAACAAAAUUGCUAUUUUUAUAGCACUCAGAAAAUGUCUUAAAAACAUACUGAUAAAUCACAUUUUAAACUUUUUAAGUUGUGUACAAUUUCUUUUUUAUUAAAAACAACAACAACUGUUCUAAGUUGACACAGUGCUGAUCAGUCUGUAGUUAAACAGUUUUAGGAAUACUUCCUUUACUCUAAACCAGUACUUUUAAUGCCUUUGAUACUUUUUAGUAUUGAUGAUUACCCGAUACUGUCAACUUAGUGGAACUGUAUUAAUUAUGACUGGUUUUUAAUCAUUUUCUUCUGCUGCUUUUCUUCACAAUAACCUGUUGACCAGUGUGGCUACUUCAGCAGCGCUUCGCAUCAUCCUUGGAGAGAAUGACUCUUCCAAAGUUAUCCUGCCCUUGGGAUUACCAGACUCUGUUGAAGAACUCAACAGUGAGAUAAAGAGACAAUGUGAGGUGUCAGGAGACUUUAGACUACAAUAUAAGGACAAUGAUUUUGAUGAGUUCAUAAACCUGACAAGCACCUCAGACAUUCAAAAUAAGGCUACUAUCAAAGUGAUUUACCUCCAAAGUGCCUCAUCUACAAGUAGCUCUUGCCUCUCUCCACGGACAUCCAGCCUGGAUGAGUCCAUUUCCAUUUCAUCUGUGGACACUGACAGCCUUUCAUCUUCUGAGUCGUCAUCGUCGGCGUCAUCCCUCAGAUGUAAGCCAUGGCCAGACGUCUUUCCUGUGCCCGAGUUUGUCUAUGAUGUAGAGAUCCAACUCCAGCGUGCAAAUAGUGACUUUCAAAGUAAUGGUACCCUCUUCAGUCCUAGUCCAAGAAUGAAGUCCGACAUCCUUGAAUGUUUGGCAUCACAAAUCAUCAAAUAUAAAGCGUAUCCCUCAAGUGCUGAACGUGAUGCAGUUGCUGAAGCCCUUGUGAAGAAGCACCCAUGUUUAAGGGAGCAAGGUUCUGUUACUGACUUCUAUGGGUGGAAGAUUAGUUUGAAAUAUAAAAUGGCAAACUACCGCACUAAGUUGCGAAACAUUGGAUGUUGAGAGCUCAAUGUCGACUCCUUCAAGCGUAAACAGAGUGAUACACGCACAGCACCAAAUCAAGUGAAGGAGCCUAGAAGAGCGGAGGUAAACUACUGUCCAGACUAUCCAACAGGACAAACCAAAGCGAGUUUAGAGGAGGAGAGGCUGGCACUAUUGGCUGAAGUGCAAAAGAACAACAACCAACAGGUAGUUAAGGAGAAAAUGGAAAGGACAUUUGCUUACAGGCGGCAUGAGGUGAUUGAAGACAAGCCGUUCAUUGCAGAUUUCAAAAGAAGAUGGCCAGCCCUCUUUUCUGAGCGUGAGAAUGACGCCAUUGAAACAAGAAGAGCCUGCGUACUGAAAGCACUAAUUGUUUACCUCAACGAAGACCCUGAAACCCUCAUAAGGGAGUACACUGAUGUUGAGGACAACCAGGAGACUAUGGAGCAGACGAUCCUGGGAGUCUUCACUAUAAAGAAGGAAGGUGCAGAACCCACAGACGACCUGGAAGAUGUUGGAAUCAUCAUGGAAGGUGUGGAAGUGCUUCGUGACCUUGGUAACAUUGCAAAUGCAGCUGCCAUUUUAUUUGGCCUCAUGUACUCAUUGGACUUGAGCUAUCCAACAAAGCUAAGGUACACAUUUGAGGUUCUACAAAAAGUUGUGAUGGAACUGGAUGGCAACCAGCUCUCAACAAAGGCUCAAGUGCGAAAAUAUAAACUGUUUGAAGGAACAAUUUAGACAAGACAUUGUAAGAAGAGUGUGGAGCACCAAAGACUGUGGAAUACUCUUGAAACGACACAGAGGAAAACCUGGACGUUGGGUUUCACCUUCAAAACUUUUGGAUCCGCACCUUGAACUGUUAAUGGUCUUAGUUUGAAAUGAUGUCUGAAUAUGUUUUAACAGACUUUCAAAAUGUUCAACUACGAGAGAGAGGUUUCAUUUUAAGUUGGUUAGAGAAGGGGAGAGCAACAAAUGGAGGGUGUGACAAAGAGAUGGGUGUGAAUGAGAGGGCAAUAAGAUGUAUUGAAAGGGUUGUAGCAAGAAUAUGACAGUGAGAGAAAGUAAAUUAGUGUUAUAUGGUGAUAGACUGAGAGUACGGAGCAAGACUCAUAGGCACCAAAUUAGGCCUAGUCCACACGAGCACGGGUAUUUUUAAAACCGAACUUUUUUAUCUUUUAAAAGUUUUUAAAAAAUCUGCGUCCAUACGAGAGGUGUAAUAAAAAUACCUCUGUCCACAUGACACCGCUAAUUCCACUAUCAAGCAAUGUAAUACACAUGCCGAAGCAGUAGGUGGCGAUAUAACUCCUAACUGUAAGGCCAUUGUAGCCAAUCAGAAGGCAGUAAAACGUCAUUACUGGAAAAACAACAACAAGCGUACUAUUAUGCAGCAGGAGCAGUCUCCGUAAUAGCACGCUCUUGCGCCUCUGUUGCUGGAUAUGGUUGAGUAGCGUUAGUUGUAUGAUACAGACACAAAGUGCUGAUAUGCUGCUAAAUAGCAGCAGUAUUUUGUUUAAGUCCAUCCUCAAAUCGUCUCUCGCACACAAUGGAUCGGGUAAUAACACAGCUGUUUUCUGUUUACGUCGCACACUGUGACAUCAUACAAUGGAGACGAGACAAAAUAACUGCGGUUAUCCUGUCCACACAUGACUGCUGACACUGGACUUUUCCAAAAAGUUCACCCUGGACUCCGGUUACAAAUAACUCCGGUUACAGGGGCCCAAAACUGCAGUUACGUGUGGAUGAAAGGCCAAACCGUGAGCAGAGAGUCAUGGUUUUAUAAAUACCCGCGUUGGUGUGGACAGCCCCGAAAUGUGAACAUUUUGACCCUCCGGUCCCCCUCGGACGGAAAACGUGCUUUUCAGUCAUUUUUCAGUUUUUAUUUUUCAAUAACUUUGGCUGUGUUUAUGCAUAUAGCAUGACAUUUGGUCAGAAAACUUAUUUUUGGUGAUAUUUUGAAAUUUUAAAGCUGCUCCUAAAUCAGGACUAAAAUACACAAAUGGCAACCUUUUAUGACACUUUGCCCUCUCGGACGAAAACCGUCCCCAUUGAAACCCAUUAACACAACAUUUUUUGAUUCCCUUUCAAUUUACAUAAAAAAAUGUGAUUUUUUUCUAUCUCUGGCAGUCAGGUUGGUUAGAGAGACCCAAGAAUUGUAAAAAAAAAAAAACAAAACAAAGAUGGGGCCAAUUUCCAUUUUUGGGGCCCUGCUGUCUUUUCAUUGCAGUUCCUGGUUUGGCCACUUGAAGCACUAUAGGCCCCUAACUGGGAGGGCACAUGCAGAGUAGAUCAAAAAUGGUCUUGCUGUGCUCAUAAGGAUGUGACAGUGUGGUCUGUAUAAAAAUAUUGCAAUAUUAGUUUGUGUGUGUGUGUGUACAUGGACUCAAAAUACACAAUGUCAAAUCCCUAUGUGAAAAUAUAGCUAAAUGUAAAACCAUAAAUUCCGUAUUUGUUCAUCACAUCCUCAUGGCAACUUAGAAACAUGAAUUUGAUGAUAUUAGUCAUGCAUUCCAGAGUUAGGGGAUCAAAAUGGAAGUUUUUACUAAAAUCCUGCCGAAUCAUACAUUUUCUCCUGCUUCCAGAGCAAACACACACUAAAUAAUAAGCAAUAAAAUUGCCUGUAUUUUUCUCCUGUUUUUCCAUUAUUGAGCUUUGCGAGCCAUUGUUGCAAAAAUGUUUUUAAAUAAAUGCUAUGUUAGUGUUGAUAUGGAUGUCUGGGGGCUGUGGCUGUAUAGAUACUAAAAAAAUAUUGUGUGUGUGUGUGUGUGCGUGUGUGUAAUUGUGUAGCUAAAAAUGGCAAAUUAUGUGCUGCAGGUUGCGGCAAGGCUACAUUACUGUUCUCUCCAUCUCUGUCUCGCUCUCUCUCUCUCUCAUACACACACACACAAUGAAUAUUUGAUCUGUAUAAUCCAAGUAGGAGUUGGUUAAAAGAUUUAAGCAAAAAAAAGUAGAAACAAAUAUUAAUAUUUAAUAUUUUUUGUUUUUCAACAAGGACGAAAAAUGUCCUGAAGGGGACAGGUGUCGGUGUUUAUUGAAAAAUUGAAACUGCACAAAGAAAUAAUAAUGCAUCAAAACUGGUGUUGUUAUUAAUCAUUCACAUAUGACAGACUGUGAUAAUUAAAAAAAAAAUUCCAUCCAACAUUUAUUAUAUAGAAAGUAAUUCAUAAUUAAUGUUUUUUUUUUCAUAAAAGUAACAGUGACUUCAUGUAAAGAAAAUGGCAUAUAAAGGGUUAAAAAUCCUCAAAAUGAAUGAAUAUUUGAUGUGUUUAAUCUGAGUAGGAGUUGGUUAAAAGAUUUAAGCAAAAAAAAGUAGAAAAAAAAUAUUAAUGUUUAAUAUUUUGAUUGCCGUUUUGAAAAUGUCCAUUCCUAGCUAAAUGUGGUGCAGUCUUGAACUUUUCUUUUUGUAUUUUGUACUGAUUUUUUUAACUCUGUUGAAGCAGCAGAGAAAAAGGGAAUUUGUUUUAUUAUUUAUUUUAUUAAUUUGAAGUAUUUGCUACGUGGCAUAGCAUUGUUUUCACCCUUUUAUAUGGGGGGUGGGUUCAAUUAAAAGUUCCAGUCAAUUUAGAUUGUACGAACUAAAACUUUUAGUUAUCAAUGAUUUCAUUUUACAGUUCUCUGUAGUUGCGGAAAAAAGGUCACAUUUCAAUAUUGGUUUCAAGCAUUUUCAUUCUGCCCCCUGUUAAAAAGUUUCUCAGUGUUGGGUUUGUGCAGGUCACAUACAUUUUCAUGAUCUAUGAUUUGUUGUCAUGAUUAGGUAGACAUGUUAAAGGUAAGGCUAGAUUUGAAAGGUAAGGCUGGUGAUUUCCGAUUUUUUCUUAUAGUUGACACAUCCAAAAGACAAAAAGCAACAAUGAAUUUAUCGUAAACAAGUAUUGUCUCCAAAGCCUGAUUAUGUCUUAUUCCUUUGUGCCAUGGAGUCCCGUUGUUGUUGGUUUGGUCUUUUGAUAGGAUUUGCUGACAAUAUGAAGAACAUAGAAAAUCACCAGCCAUAUCCUUAUGUAUAGCCAACUGAGGUAGCUCACUGUAAGAGUGAACUGGACAUUAUUUUCUACUUAUUUACUCUUUCGUGAACAUUGUAAAACACUGUGAAGAACAAUGAAAGAAAAUGUUAAUUGAUAAGGUGAUCUAAACCAGUCUGUAUGUUUCCAUUAUUUUAUACUCAGCUGACCAGGUUGGUUAUUGAUGGUGCUGUGUUGCAUUGGUAAUAAAUGUUUGUUUUGUCCACAGUA
Messenger RNA from Epinephelus fuscoguttatus (brown-marbled grouper), 7653 nucleotides. RefSeq lists its product as uncharacterized. NCBI's taxonomy places the organism in Eukaryota, Metazoa, Chordata, Actinopteri, Perciformes, Serranidae. The transcript is spliced from 4 exons. The coding region runs from base 123 to 1055 and encodes 310 amino acids. The record is from RefSeq and is a predicted model, not a curated record.